Messenger RNA from Amborella trichopoda, 1992 nucleotides. RefSeq names its product serine/threonine-protein kinase BLUS1. Gene Ontology annotation, biological process: protein phosphorylation. The record is from RefSeq and is a predicted model, not a curated record. NCBI's taxonomy places the organism in Eukaryota, Viridiplantae, Streptophyta, Magnoliopsida, Amborellales, Amborellaceae. Gene Ontology annotation, molecular function: protein kinase activity; ATP binding; protein serine/threonine kinase activator activity.
GCUCCUCCUCACAUGCGAUCCCGCGCCUGUAUAUAUGUUUUCUCCCUCCUUUCCCCGACCCUCUUAUUUUCAGAGUCUCUCUCUCUCUCUCUCUCUAGUCAUGGCUACAGACCCUCGGCUGAGGGUUCCCUACCCCCUGGAAGCCUCGGCUUACCGCAUCGUCCACGAGAUCGGCCAAGGCCUGAGCUCAGUGGUGUACCUAGCCGAGUGCCUCCCCCUCGGCAGCACCGUGGCCAUCAAGGCACUGGACCUUGACCGAGCCCCUACUCAUCGCCUUGAUGACAUCAGGUGCGAAGCCCAGACCAUGACUCUCCUCUCCCACCCCAAUGUCCUCACCGCCCACUGCUCCUUCACCGUAGACCACUCUCUCUGGGUCGUCAUGCCAUUCUGCUCUGCCGGCUCGCUGCACAGCAUCCUCUCUGCAUCUUUUCCCUCAGGCUUCGAUGAGACUGUCAUAGCCAUCGUUCUCAGAGACACUGUGCGUGCUCUCAACUAUCUCCACCAGCAGGGCCACGUUCACAGAGACAUCAAGGCCGGGAACAUAUUGCUGGACUCAAUGGGCCUCAUCAAGGUUGCGGACUUUGGGGUCUCGGCCUCUCUCUUCGACCCUUCCUCUUUGACGAAGCUACAGGAAAUGGCUGGGACUCCUUACUGGAUGGCGCCUGAGGUCAUAGACUCGGCUGCAAGGGGCGGACCUGGCUAUGACUACAAGGCCGAUGUGUGGUCACUAGGCAUAACUGCUCUCGAGCUUGCGCAUGGCAAGUUGCCAAGGUCUGAUGUGCCUCUCGGUAAGGCCAUCGUUCUCAGUGCUACAAAGCCGUUCCCAGCCUCAUCGAGAAAGAAGUUCUCGAAGGCGUUUAGAGAGAUGGUAGGUCUGUGUUUGACACACGAUCCGGUGAAGAGGCCAUCUGCUUCGAAGCUUUUGAAGCAUUCCUUCUUUAAGCACUGUAAGUCGUCAGAGUAUUUGGUGAAGCAUGUUUUGAACGAUUUGCCGAGUGUGGAGGUGAGGUUCAAGGCAAUGGCAGAGGCAGGACGCAUCCCUAAGCAAAUGGUCGACGACGAGGAGGACGAAGCUCAUGAGUUGCAGAAGACGAGGAGGAUCAGUGGGUGGAAUUUUGAUGAGGAUUGUUUCCGUUUUGUUCCUGUGUUUCCCUUUCAAGAAGAGCAAGGGGCCAAAAAUCAAGAAAAUGAUGAAAGAGGGGCGCAGAAAGAGCAAGAUCAGGAAAUCAAUGCAACAGGGGCACAAAAAGAGCAAGAUCAGGCCAAGAAUCAUGAAAUUGAUGAAACAGGGGCACAGAAAGAGCAAGAUCAGGCCAAUAAUCAAGAAAUUGAGGCUGAAGAAGAGAGUGAGGAGGCCAAGAACCAAGAAAUCCGAGCAGGGGGCGUGAAUAAAGAGAGAGAAAGUGGGGAUCAGGAGGAGAGAGAGGGAGAGACAAAUCAAGAAGGGGGGGAGGCCAAGACAGUGGUUAGUGGAGGGAGAAUGGCUGCGAUGAUUCCUGAGUUAGAGAGGAUUUUGGAGCACUCAGAAGCUCAGCGUCAGGGUUUGGUCAGAUUGGUGGAUAUGUUCGUGGACGGAAGGAGAGAGGUUGAGCUCUUGGAUUUGCUCGGGAGCCUGCAAUUGGAGCACGAUCGAUUAACCAGUGAGCUGGAGAUCCUCACGAAGAGGAACGAGGAGCUUCAGCGUCAAUGGGAGGAAGCAACAGGUGUAGGGCGAAUUGAACAACCAGACAUGGAAGGUGCCAACCCUGAGCUUCAAGAACCCUAGCUACUCUCUCUUUCUCUCUCUCUCUCUCUCUCUAGAACCAGUUCAGGUUUUCCCUCUAUACAAUCCAUUCGACCCUUAGGUUUUUGUUACUUUCUAAAACCGACUUGACACUUAGGUUUUUUCUCUCUCUAAAUUUCGAUUCUCCAUUUGGAUCCUAGCUUUUUCUACUGUGUGCAAGGCAGUUCGACUGCAACUCUUUGUUUGAUAUGAAAAAGGAAAUUUUUUUA